AUACUCCUCGAUGCCAUUCCGUUCGAAGCAGUGUCUACGGAGUUGGGCGGACCGAAUCUGUAUCUGUGGUUUGCGAAGUGGAUGCCAGUCCCACCCCUGUUACUUUUCUUUGGGCUCUUGAUGGUGCUAAGAUCUUAGGGAAAGAGCAAUAUGCAAGUAAUGGUACCCGGAGUAUAGCUACUAUAUCACCCAGAUCUCCUCAAGACUAUGGCCUUCUCAUGUGCUGGGCCACAAAUUCUAUUGGUCGACAAAAGGAACCAUGCACAUUUAGAAUUGUGCCAGCAGGUCCUCCCGAAGAACCCAAAAGCUGCGUUAUUUCCAACCGUACCCUGAAAUGUAUCGUUUUAGAAUGCGAAGGUGGACAAGAUGGAGGUUCACAGCAACUCUUCCAACUAGAAGUAUUUGGAACUGAUUCUGAUAAAUUCUUGGCUAAUGUCACAUCUCACGGUGCUCCUGUCUUCAAUGUCUGUUCCCUUCCUCCAAAAGAAUCCCUUGUAUUGAUUGUUUAUGCUAUAAACUCCAAAGGACGAAGCAAACAAAUUGCAAUACAUGCUAUUAGCUCCGAUUCAGAAAAUGAUGACGACUCGGGAACAUUUGUUGCUAUACUAGGUGUUGUUAUUGGAGCUGUAGCAGUCUUGCUCCUUCUUGGGCUUAUAACCAUCUUUGCCGUAAAGCUGCAGUUGAGGAGGAAAAUGUUUAAAGGAAGAACAUACCGGCCAGAUGCAGAUAAACAUGGAUGCGAAGAGUGGUUCUAUUUCAGAGCCGAUUCUCAUCUCAAAGAGUGCAAAGAACCAUGUGUUGCCAGCAGCCAAGGUCCGGAUAUUAUACCCGAAAAAAGCUUCUUUCAAGGACGUUCAGCCUCUUUGUCAAAAGUAAUCGAAGUGGAACAAGGAGUGAACCCUGCCUCAGCGCAAAGUGAUCCAAGUUCUAGAAAAUACACAGAAUACCAAUCGGUCUCUUAUCCAGAUGAUCCUACACUUCUAGCGACUCCCAGGAAGCUACGCAUCUUAAAUCAAGAAAGCAGUGAAGAAAGUGGAAUUAAUUCCAGAAAUAGAAUAGAAACGCCUCUCAUCUCAAACAUACCACCAGUACUUCAGCAAUGGCCCAGUCACAACAAAGAAGGCGUUUGUUUGUCAACACCCGUUUAAAUAUUUACUUCUAUCAACAGAAAGUAAGAUAGAGUUCCAUGUUCCCGGAGAAAGAGUUUUCCACUUUCCAUGUUUUCGUCUUGUAAGAUGCUUUCGUCCGGCAGCACUUCCAAGAUUCUACAGUAGUCGCUAAGUUAAUAAUAGCAAAUUUCAAAAAGGAAAUUUGAAACUGAAUUAACAAUCCAUAAACGCUCUUUAUGAUCCAAGAACCUUUAAAAGCGAUGCGAUUGUAACUCCAGAUGCUUCCAGAUCUAGGCGGAAUAAUAACUUUCAUCACAAUUGGCAUGGAUGAAAGGAUAUUGCAAAGGACAAAUCUCUCAUAUGACGAUCAUUAUGUGCGAUUAUUUUGUAUUUAACGUUCAAGCCAUAAAGUAUUGUUAAAGUGUGAAUAAAUAAUGGUCAGUUUCGUACGCAUUUUGAAACGAUAAUGAAGUUAAAACAACUUCUUUUCACAAACUUAAACUCAAAUUACAACUUUCUGAAACUAUGCUUUGUGUUCACUUCAUUUAUGAUUGGAAAGUUCACUGAUGAAAAAAUGAUACAGAGAAAUUUUUAUUAGGGAAUGUCAUGCUAUGAAAUGCUAUGUGAAUUCCAACGCGUAUGUCAGAUCCUAAAUUAUUACAGGCAGCAGUCAGACAGCAUAUGUAGGAAUUAAACGUAAAGCAUUUGUUAUUACUUCCUUUAAAAGCUAAAUGGCACAUAAGUUCCCCGUGAUGCCAGUAAAAAACAGACAUGUCCUGUGAUUGCGUGCCACAGUACCUACUUAGGUGUUUUGAGCCUUAAAAUCCUAACACGUAAGCAUAUUUGGGACCAAUGCAAUGAAUACAAUUUUAGUGAUUUCUUGCAUUCAUUUAUUACGUGCAAUGCGUAAACUUUUACGUUACAAAAUGUGAUUAUAUUCCUGUAAUAUUUAAGACAAACUUCAAUAAUUGUGUUGCAAAUUGAAUAUUAAUGUUUUUUUAUUUUUAUUUCAAAUGGAUGCAGUCCGUUAAAAUUGUUUCAUUUUUGCUAUUUCAAUGGAAUUAAAUUUUCUUGAAAAUUGGAAUAAAAUGAUUAUCAUCUUAAUAAAUCAACUUUGUAAUAUUAAAUCAAUACUUAUAGUUUCGAAAGAGGCACUAAGUAAUUUGAGCUGAUAUUUGAAGGCUACUCGAAUGACAAAUACCUCCAAGUAUUUUUACCCUUUAUUUAUACACUUUAUAAAAGUAAGUUAAUUCGUUUAAAAAAUGAAAUUAAAAGUCUUUUCUUUUUGGCUAUUCUGCAAUAUCAUAUUUUAUUUGAGAAUGGUUAGGCACAUGUGGUCAAUUUCCUCGGAUAACAGAAAGCAUUUUUAAUCAAUUUAUUGAUUUCAGACAAAAAAAUUUAUAUUAAAUUUUUGUCCCAAUACAAAAUUUACAUACAUUUUUAGAGGAGUUCCAUUAUAUCUUCCUUUUAAAAUCAUAAAAAUAUAUGCAUACAUUUUAUUAAAUGUUAAAACUUAUCACAAGAUUUACAGAACGUUAACAGAAAAAAGCUAGAUAAUUUCUUGAUACGAUUACACGUUUAGUAUACGGAAGAAUAAUUCUCGAGAAUUAUAUAAAAAAGUAAUACAUUUAUUCAAUAUUCUAAUGAUAAAGAACUAUCAAAACCUCCACUCAAAAGAAUCUUUCUUAUUUCUCUUAGCAACGAACACGUUAUUUUGGCAUACUUUUGUUUAAUUCCUGCUUCACAAUCUAUUUAAUCUCAUCUAAAAAAUGAUUUAAAUUUACUUUUAAGGUGGCAAGUUGGGAACUAACAAAUUCUUUAGAAUAGAGAAGUGUUUAUAAUUCUAUCAUGAUUGCCGGAAUUUAAUAUAACACUUCUUUUACUUUUAAAUUUCACUAAUUAAUUAUACAUAUUUGAAAGGUGUUAAAUUCUGCACUCUACACAUACUGUUAAGUUUUACUUAAUUACUUAAAUGAAUUAUCUUACUACACGAAAAUAGUUUAAAUUAUUAUCUUUGACAAUAAAUUUUUUAAUUUAUAUAUAAAGCCGUUUCAGUUAUAUCUCCUAUCUAGGCUUUUAUAUGAAACAUAGCCAUUAUUAAUCAUGCCAUUGUCUGCAUGAUAAAAAGCAACUUUUUCCUGAUUUUACUGAUAGAUAACUAAAUGUAGUACAUUUUAACUACACUUUCUGAAAAGGUGGUAUGCCUACUAACAGAGACGACGUAACUUCUGAUCUCCAAUUUUUUAAAACUGCGGAAUGCUGUAGUUCGCUUUCUAUGUGUUUCAGGCAUUGCCCCUCUUGUACCUUUACCCAUGAUUAAGAAAAUCCUAACUUCUGAUCUUGACUGAUUUAUAUGACUUGAAAGACAUGGUUAAUAGCUUUUCUGUUAAGUGUUUUAAAUGUUUUCAACAAGAUGACUUUUAUCGUUAAAUAUUUCAUCUAUGUUAACAGCAUCAAACUUAAUUUAACUAUUGAGCUAGAAACGGGUAUAAUUCCUAAAUACCAAACUCUAUCGAAAGUUAGCUUAUAUUUUCGUUAGAAACACCUUUUAAAAUUAACGUCUUUUUAUAAUUAUUGACAUAAAUAUAUAGAUUUUUUUUACUUUCUAUAUAAAUUUUUACAGGAUAAUCAGCUUUAUUCUGAAAAAAUUAAGAAAUACAUACUACUUCUAUUGAAACUGUAGACGACCACAUUUACUUAGAACUUGGGAAAGCUGUUUAAUUUAUUUCUUUAUUAGCCUAAACACCCUCAUAUUUUUAAAUUAAAAAUAUAAGUAUAGAAACAUUGUUUUAUUCUACAUAUAUAUGGACUAAGAACAGUUGCAUCCACUCAUUGAAUCACUGAUUCAAUAAAUCUAGAAUUCUAAAUGACUUCAUCAUUGCUAUGAUAUGCAGCUUACAAGGAGAAAGCUCUGUGGUUAUGGAACUAAUAUUUAUUUACUAUGAAUAGCUUUCUUUUCUUUUAUUUACUUACCUUUGUCAUAUCUAUCACAAUAUCAAUGUCCUUACCAGUGGUAAAUAAACUCCAUUCCAGUUAUUUUAAUUACGUAAUUCUCUAAUUUCUGAUGUAUGUAGUACCACUAACUUUCUUUUUAUACUGUUUGCAUAAAUGAAUUUCAUUAUUUUUAAAAAUAUAAAGUUUAAAGUGUCUUUCAUGUUAACUUCAAUGAUUUUUUUUUACUUCAUGUGUUUCAACUUUACUUUCCGAAUUUUAUAGUUUAACGAUCAAUAUGCUUUUGAUCAACAUUUUGCAAUAUGAUUUUGAUCAACCUUUUCCAUGGAAGGUUUGAUUAACUUAAUACUAAGCUACUCCUAAAUAUUAUUUUUUUUAUUCUGAAAAUUACUAUCAUUUCAUGCACAAUAGUUCAAGCUACAAAUCCUCCUCCUACAAUUAUGAGUUUCAAAUGAAAUAAUUGUUUAUUUUAAAUAGUAUUUAUGUAAUGCUAGUAAUGGAAAUAGCAGUAUAAAUAAUGUACCUUAUAUUCAGAAUAUACAGUACUACAAUUUGUCACACAAAAUAAAUAUUGUAGUGAUUAAUCUGCAGAAUUUAGAAUAACAGAAGAUCACAGUGGAAGUGUUGAGCAGCAUCAUGAAGCAUAACCUGAUGCUACUUUAUGUAUUUUUGUCUAAAAAUCUUAAUUUACGCAUAGAAAUUACUAUUGUGCAGCGUCUUGAACAGAAGAUCGGACAUGCUUGACAUCAGAUUUAUCAUACCUUCCUCGAAUAUAUUUUAUAAAAAUUUCAGGACUGAUCAAAUCCUAUGUGCUUUUUAAGUGAGUAGAAUCAGUUUAACAUAUUUUGCAAAUACCCUGUGAUGCUGGACUAGCAGAAGAAUUUGUAGAAAAGAAAGUCUGAAUGAUACUGUGUUAUAAGACACUCAUUAGCCAACUUUUUUUAUUUACUUAUGUACUGCCCUAAUGAGAGGAAGUUACAAUCACAUGUGGAUGAUAUGUGUCUCAAAUUUGUCAUUUUGCAUGAGAAUAUGAAAACAUGAACUUCAUUCUGAAGGCUUUUUUCAUCGGUGGCUUUACUUUGGACUAAUAUGAAGUUAAUUAGUUAAGACAUAAAUUAAAUUAAGUAAUUAUAAUUACCAGAAUAGAAUAGACAAAGAAGUAAAAUGAUCUUUUUCAUACUUCUUGCAACUGUCUCUACUUGUACAGUGGUCCGUCCAUAUGGUCUCGUCUAUUCCUUGUAAAUAUUUCCUGUGCAAAAUCCCUUCAUAGAUAUCCUUUAAUUUCGAAGGAAGAAACGGAAUGCAUAUAACGAGAGUUUAGGAAUAAAUUAAUAAAUAGUGAUGGGACGUUCAAACAAGACUUGAAUCUUCUCGGUUUUUCUGUUAUUCGAAUCUUUCAAGUCCUAUUCAAAAAGGCCAACAAACAUUUUAAUUCAUUAUUGACGUCAAAGAGAAGUAGACAUUAAAAAAUUAAUAUGGCUGUUGCCAUUUCAAUGGACCUGAAUGCAAACUCUUAAUUUUCGGGAAAGAAUUUAGCUUUCCAAGUUUAGUGUAUAUCUGUGUUAAUUCUUGAAAUAAUCUUUCCCUUUUACACUUGGUUUGGGUUGUACGGAUUAUGAGAAAAUAUAAAAAAUUUGAAAUGUUACAUAAAUAAACUUUUCAAAUUAUUUUUGAAAAAUUAAUCUAAAGAUACAAGAGUUUUCACUUUGAACUACUUUUGCUAAAUUUCAUUUAUAUCUUUUCAAUAAAUAUAGAUACCUUUCUAAAGGUUGUAUUCUGGCAUUCCUUAUUUCUUAUUCGCAGAUUUUAAAUUUUGCUUUAAUUAAAGCUUUUAAUAUUCAGUGAAAUCGUUUUCUCUUUUUUCUUAGUAAUAUGCUUAUACAAGGGAUUCGAAAGAUUUCGUAAUUUCGAGAACAAGAUUUGAUUUCAAAAAAAUUUAGGAUUUGUCCCAACUCCGUUAAUAAAGAUCAAAGUAAGAAUUAUGCCAUUAAGAGAAACUCAGUGAGCGCUAGAGCAAAAACCAGGUAGAGUGCCAAAUGAAAUUUUGUAAAAAUGUGCAAAGUGACGACAGUUUUGCUCUUCUGCUCCCUGUUAUAAGAAAGUAAGUUAUUAUAACAGUUCUCAUUAAAUUUAAGAGCUGUUAUAAUAAAUAUAAGAUAAUGAAAUAGUGUAUUGAUUGCGGUAUAAAAAUUGUUUAGACUAAACCAGAUACGUUGUAUAAAUGAAUCUAUUGGAUUAAACACUUUAUAAUAUCUAGAACACUUUUUUCCUGACAAUAUGCGCAUUCAGUAUUCAGUUAUUGCAAGAACUAGAAAUGAAGUGCAAAUUCCGAAUUGUAAAAUGUCCGAUAUUAAAGAACCAACAGAAUGUGAAUGAAUUAUGUAUCAUUUAGUAAUGCAAAAAACUUCAAUUUUUAGAACUUUAACAAGGUUCUAUAAAACGGUGUAAAUACUUUUAAUAUUAAUUCAAUGAUAAUGCUUUUUGAGGUUUUGAAGUGUGAAAAUGUCAAAAGCAUCUGUAAUAAUUUGGUACUGUCAAAGACUGUUGCUCACUGAAACUGUUCGUCCAUUUUCAUUUGCUGUUACACAUUCAAUUUCUGAAGGAAUGUAAUAAAAGUGUUUAUAUAUAACAGUUAUGAAAUAAAAUUUAUUAACAUAAA
This is a messenger RNA of Stegodyphus dumicola, 6720 nucleotides long. RefSeq names its product CD166 antigen homolog. The record is from RefSeq and is a predicted model, not a curated record. NCBI's taxonomy places the organism in Eukaryota, Metazoa, Arthropoda, Arachnida, Araneae, Eresidae.